GAAAUGUCUGUGAGUGCCUGUCUGUGCACUCAGAAACUCGGAUGAUGUGGCUGGCUGGCACGUUCUUUCCCGGAUGCUCCCCAGGGCUUCAGCAGCAACUUCGGCAGCAACUUCGCACUGACUUCCUCUGUGGAAACGUCCCCAGAUAUUUAGGAAAAAGUUUUAGUCUAAAUGAAUCUCAUUAUCUUGCAGCAGGAACAUCUCGCCUGAGGACUGUAAAGUCUAAUUAGUCUGAAAAUGGAGACCCAAGAACCGGUGGAUUCCUCUCAGGGUGCCAAGCAGUGCGUUAUUUCAGAGGAGUUAAUUGCAGAAGGAAAAUGGGUCAAGCUGGAAAAAACAACAUACAUGGAUCCCACUGGUAAAACGAGAACGUGGGAAUCAGUGAAACGUGCAACCAGGAAGGGACAGAGUGCCGAUGGUGUGGCGGUCAUCCCGGUGCUGCAGAGGACUCUUCAUUAUGAGUGCAUCGUUCUGGUGAAGCAGUUCCGACCGCCCAUGGGGGGCUACUGCCUGGAGUUCCCAGCAGGUCUCAUUGAUGAAGGUGAGAGCCCAGAAGCAGCUGCCCUUCGGGAGCUUGAGGAAGAAACUGGCUAUAAAGGCGACGUUGCUGAGUGUUCUCCAGCCGUGUGUAUGGAUCCGGGUCUGUCAAACUGUACCGCACACGUCGUGACAGUGACCAUCAACGGAGACGUUGCAGAAAACGUAAGGCCCAAGCCAAAGCCAGAAUUUGUGGAAGUAAUUUCAUUACCAAAGAAUGACCUGCUGAACAGACUUGACGCUCUGGUAGCUGAAGAACAUCUCACGGUGGACGCCAGAGUCUACUCCUAUGCUCUGGCGCUGAAACACGCGAACACGAAGCCAUUUGAAGUGCCCUUCCUGAAAUUUUAAGGCCAAAGACGACACUGACCAUGUUUUUGUAAACAAGACCACCAGGCCUUCUUCACUAAGACUUCGUAUUCAACGUAGUUUAAUGUAGAUUUGGAAUUAGCUUUUUGAUAAAAUAAAAGCAGUGCCAAAUGCACAUGACAGUGGUAUGGAAUUAUAAUUGCAGGCAGGCUGAAACUCUCAGCGUGUUAAAGUCCAGCUAAUAUUAAUGGCAAAGAACAUAAAUGCAGAUGUAUUUACUCCUCCUUUUUUUUUUAACCAGCUAGCACUUUUUUAGUCCAGGAGGUAGGGGUAUUUCUGUAGGAAAACAGAACUGAGUCCUAAAUCAGGUCAACUCCCAACAGAAAACUCUCACUUGAUAUGCUCGUAAGUUUUUUACUGUGGUAGUUUAUAAAACAGAGCUUCAAAAAGACUUAGGAACUUUUUAAAAUUAAAUUAAUUGCUUCUAAUUAAUUUAAUUGCUGUAUGGAAUCCAACUGAGGAGUAGAGGACAUGAAGCCAACAGAAAGUAACACUUGUGACGAGUAAAUACGUUGGUGCCCUGAAGCUGACCCAACUCUUGACUGCUUCUGUGCCCGACCCCAAGGCUCAGGGCGCAGGACUCCUCCCUCAAGCCCGGGCACAUUCCUUAGGAUCUGAUUUCCUGUCCUUACCUCAAAGAAUACAUGACAUAUUUCUAAAAGUAAAUCCAUAGUGAUGAAAUUGAUAUGGUUUGGGGCACUGUUAUCUUGGUGGUAACCAUGAGGAGACCCAACACAAACGAUUUCAAGGUAGAAAAGGUGGGAGUGGUUUCUGGCUCGGGCCAUGCCGCACCCCUGUUGUCCAGGAGCUCUGCCAGUGCUGCUGGGCCACUGGCCUUUUAUCUCAGUGAGCUGAGCUCGUGGUGCCUUGAGGGCCUCCAGCAGCUCCGGCUUCUCCAGGACUUUGCAGCUUGGCCCCCAUGGACAUCUCAGGAUGGUCCAGGUUGGCCAGCCCCAGGUCACGCCUCUAGCCUGGAUCUGGGGGGUAAGCCACGCCCUCAGAAACACGCAGCAGUGGCUCCCCAGAUGAAAUCAGGGUACAAAUUUCACAGAUGCUGCUACGUCAUUCAUUAGUCUACAAGUUUUGAGUGAAAAUGCAUGUUUUUAUUUUUUAACUCCAAGAAAACCCAAGAUCCUUACAUUGGACUUCUUAGACGAGGACAGAAACAACCAUGGAAGUACAGACCCUUGCAGACCAAGUCUGCUCGCCCUCAAUUGGGAAUGCUGAGGUCCCGCUUCUGGGGUAGUGUCGCCUCCUCUGUGCCUUGAGCUCUCUUUGUAAAUCCUGGUUGGAGUCACGGGCAUCAUGGCUUUCCAGAUCCCGCGUCUUCUUCCCUGAGCUCUGAAGGCCCACGUCCUAGCAUUUCCCGACACAUCCCUGCUUCACAAUCAAGGAGCGGCAAGGCAUGACCCAGUCUUUGCACACAGACCAGUUCUUCCAGAGCCCUCCCGGGAACACCUACUUGAGUUAACCCUACCUCUAUCCCUUCUGCCUGCCUUUCUUCCCAAGAGUACAGCUCAGGAUGACUGCCAAACCCUACGUGUCCAUGACACCAUUGUGUUUUCUGUAAACAUCCAAAGGCUGUGCUUUGGAAAUUAAGUCAAAGUUGGAGAACUGGCAGUCUGGAUCUUUUCACUGGCUAGCAUUGUUUAAAAUUAUUUACCCUGCAUUUAAAAAUGGAAGGUUUCCUAUAAAAAGCCAUGUUUCUACCUUCUUCUGAAAAAAAUGAGACGACACAGCAUUGGGCCCAUGUUCUGUGGUAACAGUGGUCUGAAGCCCCUGGGAGAUGUUCACUGGUGGACUGCUGUUACCAUCCCACCUGCCUCUAUGUCUUGCCACUGUCAUGACUUGGCUUUGCGAUCCUAAGCUUAAACAACACGUACUUGCUACACUUAAUAAGAAAGUAAACAAUGGAAAGCUGUAUUUCUGGAAAGGACCUCUUUUAAAAAAUAAGUUUGAUCUUAAAAAUGGGUGAUGGCCUGUGCUCUUGCAGAUGGAGACUGGGAUAUACUGUUUUGAGACCACUUUUCCUGUGUCUUUCCAAAUGUUAAUCAUGUGAAUGUGUCCCUUAAGCUGGUCACUGUCCCUCAAUGAUCCAGGAUUAAACACGGAAGCAUGAUUACAUUUGACUUUCAGUAGGCAUCUCAGAAUGGACUUUGUAUGAAUCCAAUGAACCUGUACAAAUAACUUAGAAAACAUUUGAUAUCAGAUUUCUUUAUUUUUCCAACACAACUGAAUCAGUUUAUUAAAUAAAAGUUUAUUGUCUACUGUGGACACUCAUGUUGCUGCCGUGAGCACAACAACAUACACAGACUCUUAGCAUGAGUUACGCAGUGUUCACCCCACGGAACUGCAGACCUGCCAGGCUCAGGUCUUUGCUCUAGGGAUUCAGAGGGAAAAGAAUUGGGGCGGAGCGUCUUGAAGGAGCAUCGCAGGGGCUGGUCGGGACCAGAAGGCUCGGCUGACACAGCCCAGCAGCGCUGCCGGUGCUGACGCUGGGGAGGACGGAGGACGGAGGAACAGGCAGAGUGGCCCGAAGUGGCCGUUUCGAGGGACGCGAGUGACCUGAUGCACGACUCGGCCCUCGGGGCCAAGUGGCUGCACUGAGAAGGGACAAAUGGCAAGAAGGAGGGGGUGGCAGGCGGGGAUACCACGAGCUACAAAAGUACAAAAAGUAAUUAUCUAAAAUAGAGAUUGAUAGAAAUGUUCCAGAACUCAUUAAAUAAGCUCAAAAAUA
Messenger RNA from Carlito syrichta (Philippine tarsier), 3643 nucleotides. RefSeq names its product nudix hydrolase 5 (gene NUDT5). Gene Ontology annotation, cellular component: nucleus. Bases 238 to 888 code for a protein of 216 amino acids. Lineage: Eukaryota; Metazoa; Chordata; Mammalia; Primates; Tarsiidae. The record is from RefSeq and is a predicted model, not a curated record. The transcript is spliced from 8 exons. Gene Ontology annotation, biological process: nucleoside phosphate metabolic process; ribose phosphate metabolic process. Gene Ontology annotation, molecular function: ADP-ribose diphosphatase activity.